Molecule: messenger RNA, 1248 nt
Organism: Melanaphis sacchari
Lineage: Eukaryota; Metazoa; Arthropoda; Insecta; Hemiptera; Aphididae
Exons: 2
Coding region: 442-1194 (250 amino acids)
Source: RefSeq, a predicted model, not a curated record
AUGUAUUUGAGUACGGAAAAAUAAAUUAUUUUUCUAUAGGUGUAAUAUGAAAUAAAUCGCGAGCUCUACGCUAGUACGCUCACAGUUUCUAUAGUAACGUACGGUUUUUGCCGUCACUGCUGUAGAUCAAUACUAUAUUUCUCCUCUCUACAUACCUACUACUACCCUUGAUUAUUCCAUGCAGACCUUACGUUGUUUACUUUAUUUACACAUUAUCUCGUCGUCUGUUGAACACAUUUGUUCGAUACUAUAAUAUUGCGUUUUGUUUUGAUUUUUUUCAUCAAAUCGGGAGUUGUGUGAUUAGUGUUCAUUAUUGAAACGUCAUUUAUAUAACAUUAACGAAUAGAUGUUGUUAAAUUAAGUGUAACACGUAAAAUCUACAAGCUUAAAAUCCCAGUUUUUAAAUUUAAUAAAGCUCAAAAGUCGCAUUCAAAUAACAGAAUGCAUAGUUUUGGUUUGCAGUCAGCUUUGGCGAUUCGACGUCAACGUAAGAGACGAGCUGAACUUAAACGACACAUGGAAAGACGUCGCCUUAGUUCUCAAUCAAUAGAAAGUGGGAUUCAUGGUUCUAAAUCUACAGUAACGAGCCCAACAGAAUAUCAUGGAUCUGUUGGUAGCCUAUCACAAGGACCAAGGAGAAGAAAGAGACCACCUAAAAUGCUUGAUACCAAAGUCGCUUCUAGCAUAGGCAUGCUUCAUGUUGGUGUGGUGUUUCUAGUUUUGGGUCUUUUUUUGAUUGGGUCUGGUAUUAUACCUGAUGAUUAUGUUUCUUGGGGUUCAAAAAAUUGGGUUAAUGAACUUGUAAUAACUGGUAUAACUUCAAGUUUAAUUGGUAUCUUUUUGCUCAUAUUGAAUCAUUUCAUUAACCGCAAAGCAGAAUCAGAUUUAGCUGCUUAUGUAGAACGCCAAUUGACCAGAACAAGAUCAGGCAGAAGAUUGGUACCAGACGCAGAGACUGGUGCUAUGCAUACAAAGCAACAACAUAAAGUAAGACAACAGAAUCAAAGUCAACAGCAAAAUUCUCCUGGUUCAGAUCUUGAUCAAAUUGCUGAAGAAGAAGCAUCUGGUUCGGAAUAUAGACCUGUUGAUCAAUAUAAUAAUCCUGAAAUAGAGAGACGGCAUCCAGAUAGGACCCAUAAUGCAUAUAAUAGGGAAUUAUUGGUAACACGGUGUUAUGAUACUACUGAAGCAUAGUAAGUUGUAAUAAAUUAACUUGAUAAGUAGUUAAAAAAAAAAAAUGACAUUAAG